GAUCGCUUCGUGGGCACUGUCUUUAGAAUAAUUCUCGUUUGUUCCUGUGUUUUCUGGAAGUUUCUAGCGGGUUCCUCGUAGGUUUUAAAAUGAACUUCCGACGCAUUCCGUUUCAGUUUACUACUACCGAUCCUUUAAAGCGACAACGUGAAUUAGAAAAGCGUUUUGGUAUACCAACGAGAAAUAUGUAUGUUGAUUCCAUUCCAGGAUAUACGACAAAUGGCAUGCAAGAGUCGAGUUCUGCUUCCAGCAGUCCAAGGCUUCAGCAUCGAGUUCCAAUAUUUGUUGAAGGCUCUGAUAAACCAGUAAAACCUGCUGUAGACUCUCAGAAUGCAUCCGAUGGAGGCCGGAAACCACAUGUGAGAAUAAUUCCUAUUGAAGUGGAAGGAGCUAGUAGUCCUCAUGCAACUAGGCAAAGGACAUUUUCGGGACCAGCUGGAUUUGUCAGGAAUGGCAUGCCAGAAAGGGAGCUUAAUAUUCAGGAGCCUCUGUCUCCUACGAAAAGAUCCAUGCAAGAUCUGUCUAGUCCAAAUAAAAUAAAAUCUCCAAGUGUACCUCGCGUGUGUAACAUCCCAAUUCAAAUAGAAGGAAGGCCUGAUGUUCGAAAGCCAAAAAGUCCAAUUUCUUAUUCUUCGAAAAAAUCGGAAAAAACCAGAAAACCAAAUGGGAGCUGUAUUUCUAAAGCAAGAGAUGAAAGUAAAGUGCAGCAUGAAGAAAAGCCAUCUGAACCUAAUAUUAAUGUUCCCUUAAAAAGGAUUGAGAAUAUCCUUGAAGAAUUUAAAAUGUAUAAAAUUGGUGUUGAGAAUUUCAGUGGAACUGUUAAAGAUAAGCAGUAUAAAUAUUUAGAUGAAAUGCUGACAAGAUGCAUGUUGAAACUUGAUGAUAUUGAUACUAUGGGUGAUGAAACAGUUCGAUUAUCUAGAAAAGCAGCUGUUAAACAAGUUCAGCGGACUAUUGAUCUGUUAGAAUCAAAAGUGUCACCUGUUGAAGAUCCUGCAAAAGAAGGAUCUAUGCUUGUAGAUUCUCAAGGAGAUAAAAAUAUUGCACCUAAUGAGAAAUUAGAAGAUAACCAGAAAGAUGAAGAAAUAAAGGAGGCAGUGGGAGAAACAUCUGACAAUGAGAAAUUAGAAGAUAACCAGAAAGAUGAAGAAAUAAAGGAGGCAGUGGGAGAAACAUCUGACAAAGAUGUGGAAAUGACAGAAGUGGCAUAUGAAGAAUCAAAGGAUGAAGAAAUGAAGGAAGCAUUUGAGAAAGAUAAAAAAAUGAAGGAUGAAACAUCUAAUGAGAUGACAGAAAAAGAAGUGGAAAAUGAAGAAAUGAAAGACCAGAAAGCAGCUUUUGAUUCUCAAGUGCCUGAAGUGGAAAUGGGAGAAAGUGAUAAAACUGUUUGUAAAGAUGAAGAAAUAAAAGCUGAAACAUCUGAAAAAGUUGAACAAACCAAUCAUGAAAAGGAAGUUCCUGAUUCUCAAGUGCCUGAAGUAGAGAUGGAAGAAAGUGAGAAUGUUACUGUUAAGUUAGUAGAAACUGAUAAUGCAGUUACAAAGUCUCAGUUAGUAAGCAUUGAACCACCUGAAAGUUCAUGUGAUGCAGAAAUGGUAGAAGCAGAUACACAAAGUGUCCCAGUAUUGCAAGAAAAUGCAUCUACUUCACAAAUGUCUUGUAAUACAAAUUGUACAGACACAAACUUGAUUCUAAACCAAGAUGCUUCUGUUUGUAAAGCAUCGGAUUCUGUUCAUAACUCUGAUGCAAAAAUUGAAACUGGUUUUCAGGAAAUGGAUGAAAAUAAGCAUGUACCAACAGUUAAAAAUAUGGAGAUUAACAGUACCAAUGAAAUGAAUAAAUUACAAAGUGGUGAGAAAACUGUUUUAGAUCCUUCUGUGGAUGUAAAAUCCCGAGAGACUGAAUCUUCGGAUUUUGAUAUGCAAAACUGUAGUGAAAAUAGUGAUUAACCAGCAUAUAAUACUUGAUGAAAAGCCUGAAACUGAAAUUCUGACUGAACUUUAAUUUAUGUAAUUUAAAAUUGUUAUGUGGUUAAUUUGUAUGUUAAAACAAGAUACUGCAAAUGACCAGAUGACCAAAGCUAAUCAAAUACUUUCCAUUUUUGUAAAUAGCUAUUUAUAUUUGUACAUAAUAUGAACUUCAUUUAAAUGUUUUCCUGUAUAUAAUAAAAUGUCUUACUUCAGAAAUAAACUGUGCAUUUAAAUUUA
Molecule: messenger RNA, 2207 nt
Organism: Stegodyphus dumicola
Lineage: Eukaryota; Metazoa; Arthropoda; Arachnida; Araneae; Eresidae
Molecular function (GO): protein-folding chaperone binding
Source: RefSeq, a predicted model, not a curated record